GAAGAAUAAAAGGAAAACAUUGGGCCAUUUCUUUGACCACUGAAAAACCCCAUUACGCAGCUCAACCAUUGUCUUGCCAGCCUUCUUUCUUUGUUUCCUUUUUUCUCACUCUCCGACACAUAUAAAACCCCCUAACCCCCCCUCUGCAACAAACAAAGCAAAACACAAAAGUUGGAUCAGAAUGCACCCCAGUGGUUCAUCUUCGUCACUGGGUCCAGGAGGGCUGGACCUAACCCAGGCCUUCUUCAAGCCCAUCCAACGCGCCGGCCUCCCUUCCCCAGCUAAGCGCCACACCAAAAUCUCCGUCAUUGGAGCCGGCAACGUUGGCAUGGCCAUAGCUCAAACCAUUCUGACCCAAGACUUAGCCGACGAGAUCGUCCUCAUCGACGCCAACCCCGACAAGCUACGUGGCGAGAUGCUCGACCUCCAACACGCUGCUGCGUUUUUACCACGCACCAAAAUCCAUGCCUCUGUCGACUACGAGCUCACCGUUGGAUCUGAUCUCUGUAUCGUCACUGCUGGGGCCCGCCAGAACCCGGGCGAGUCUAGGCUCGAUCUGCUGCAGAGGAAUGUGGCCCUGUUUAAGAAUAUCAUUCCCCCUUUGGCUCGUUUCUCGCCUGAGACUAUUUUGCUUAUCGUUUCCAAUCCCGUUGAUGUGCUCACUUACGUGUCCUGGAAGCUAUCUGGGUUCCCUUCGAAUCGGGUUAUUGGGUCGGGCACCAAUCUUGACUCCUCCAGGUUUCGUUUCCUCAUCGCCGAUCAUCUUGACGUCAACGCUCAGGAUGUGCAGGCUUACAUAGUUGGGGAGCAUGGUGAUAGCUCAGUGGCACUAUGGUCAAGCAUUAGUGUUGGAGGUGUGCCGAUAUUGAGCUUCCUAAAAAAUCAACAAAUUGCAUACGAAAAGGCGACCUUGGAGAAGAUCCACAAGGAAGUAAUAGAUAGUGCUUAUGAAGUGAUAAGCCUGAAAGGGUACACAUCCUGGGCUAUUGGGUACUCAGUGGCUAACCUGGCUCGAUCCAUACUGAGAGACCAGAGGAAGAUCCACCCAGUCUCGGUUUUUGCUAAUGGCUUCUAUGGGAUUGAAGGUGGAGACGUGUUCUUGAGCUUGCCAGCCCAGCUUGGUAGGGGUGGAGUCCUGGGUGUGACCAAUGUGCAUCUCACGGAUGAGGAGGCCGAACGGUUUAGAGACUCUGCUAAUACCAUCCUGGAUGUGCAAAGCCAGUUGGGAAUAUGAGGCACAUCAUGGUUGACCUUUACUUCUAAUUUGCAUAUUUGCAUGUCUUUUGGGCCUUUCUGAACUUCUUUGGGUUGCUUUUAUUUCACUAUUGUCUAGUUUACUUAUGAUAGUCCUGUGUUUUUCUUAGAGACCCAAUAUGCCUAUUGUGUAUGUUAUCUUUUGGGAGUGGAUUUCAGGUUUAUGUUUAGUAAACCCAUUUAGUGCUUUUAUUUUAAUCAAUUAAUUAGUAUUAAAAAGAA
Quercus lobata is the source of this 1476-nucleotide messenger RNA. RefSeq names its product L-lactate dehydrogenase B-like. Gene Ontology annotation, molecular function: L-lactate dehydrogenase (NAD+) activity. Gene Ontology annotation, biological process: lactate metabolic process; pyruvate metabolic process. Gene Ontology annotation, cellular component: cytoplasm. The record is from RefSeq and is a predicted model, not a curated record. The transcript has 2 exons. Lineage: Eukaryota; Viridiplantae; Streptophyta; Magnoliopsida; Fagales; Fagaceae. The coding region runs from base 182 to 1234 and encodes 350 amino acids.